Dermacentor silvarum is the source of this 937-nucleotide messenger RNA. RefSeq names its product neurogenic differentiation factor 1. Bases 138 to 737 code for a protein of 199 amino acids. Gene Ontology annotation, molecular function: protein dimerization activity. The transcript has 3 exons. The record is from RefSeq and is a predicted model, not a curated record. Lineage: Eukaryota; Metazoa; Arthropoda; Arachnida; Ixodida; Ixodidae.
CGGCAGGGCAGUUUGGCUGCACGUUAGGAACACUUCGAGUUUGGGGCUACAACACUGCGUGAACUCUCGACCUGCUGCGAGCCACUCCCAUAUCAAUCAGCCAGCUGCUCGCCUGAGCCAAGGAGACAACGUGCGACAUGCGCCGGUGUCCGGCCUCGUCCAGCUCGAGCGCGCGCGGCGGUGUCCCGUCGCCGUGCCCGUGCGACUCGUCCUCACCGCGUCUGUCCAAGUUCCGCCAGCGCCGCCACAAGGCCAACGCGCGCGAGCGACAGCGCAUGCACGGCUUGAACGCGGCGCUGGACACGCUCAGGCGUCGCGUGCCCAUCAACCACCAGGAGCCCGGCAGCGGGGUGCCCCGCCUCUCCAAGAUCGAGACCCUGCGGCUGGCCAAGAACUACAUCGGCGCCCUGGCCGAGACGCUGCGCCAGGGCAGCCCCAUGGAAGCCACCGUGUUCGCCCGCCACCUGGCCAGGGGACUCUCGCAGGCCACGGUCAACCUGAUUGCCGGCCAGCUGCGGCUGAGUCCGCGCGCGAUCGCUGUCCCGGACAACGGCGGCUGCGCCGCGCCGUCCCCGGCGCCGCACUGGGUCGCCACAUUAGGGAAGACGCCCCCGCAACCGUCGUCGCCCGCCAUCGCGGACGCCUACGAGAGGCCACCCCGGACGCCGGACGCCGCCGCUCUGGUUCAACGGCCACGGCCCUUGGCGCCGUCGUCGUAUCCGGGGGCGGCUCCCUAGGCCGCUUCUUGACGGCGGCGUCGCGUUAUACUCGGGCUUGCUCUGCUGCCUGCGGUAAUUCUAGUCUCGAGUGCACUUCAUUUCAUUUAAUUUAUUUUCACCUUAAAAGCGCCGAGGCAUUACAUAAGGGCGGGCUUCGAUCCUUGCGACAAUGUCAGAACAGAUGAACAGAACAGAAAAAAAAAAAAAAAAAAAAACAA